AUGGCCAGAACUAAAAACCCUGAGUUCCCCUUGGAACAAACUCAUCCAUCCGAAAUCAAUCCGGAAGAAGAUCCUCCGACUGAAAGAGUGAAUAAUUCGGAGGAAGAAGAUACAAAUCCCAAUCACGACGAAGAAGAUUGGGAUCCCAAUCCCAACGAAGAAGCCGACAAAGAAGCCGACGAAGAAGCCGACGAGUCCGACGGAAGUAGGAGCAGUGGAACACUGAGUGACCGCGAAGAGGAGGAAGACGGAAGUGAUUUAGGAGAGGAAACCGAAGCAAUGCAACCUUUGCAGAUGUACUUUCCACCUAGUGAGUAUAGGAAGAAGAUAAAGAUCUCCACUAGGUGUUACAUCGCCGACACAAUGAAGACACUUCUUCAUACGUUAGACCCUCCACUUACAAGCCGAAAGAGAAGUUGGUUUGAGACGCAUCCGCAAUUCCAACAUAUUUUUCACAUGCCUAGGGACAAUAACCACAAGGUUCAGGCCAUGUGGAUGCUACUUCUUCGAACGGCAUGUACUGAGAAGGAAAAAGAAGCUUGGUUCGUGGUAAAUGGCGUUCCCAUUCGCUACAGCAUCAAAGAACAUGCGCUGAUAUCGGGAUUAGACUGCCAUAACUAUCCAUUGGAGUUUAUGCAAAGAAAAUCAAUGGGAACAAUGAAGUAUGUGGAGAAGUUCUUUAAAAAGGGAUCUAAGAUUAGACAUCAAGACGUGAAAGCAAAGCUACUUAAAAUGGGAGCUCACAGAGAUAGGCUGAACAUUGCGGUCCUGUUCUUUUUGUCUAGCAUUAUCAAAGGCUUGGUCAAGACUGGGAACGAUGCUCCUUCCGUGGACCCAUUCCUACUGAGAGCCGUCAGUGAUCUUGAGUUAUGCCGGACAUUUCCUUGGGGGAGAUUGUCAUUUGAUCAUAUGCUUCAUCAGAUCACUCACACAAUGAAUCAUUUUGGAGGGUUUGUUAAGGAGGGUGGGAAGAGUCCAAUAUUAUGGCCGAUAGGUGGUUUCUACAUUCCUUUGGAGCUCUUACCUUUUGAGGCAAUUCCAGCAUUGGGGUUGAAGUUCCGAGAACCUGUUGCCGGUGCAGACAAAAAUUGUCCUAGGAUGUGCAGAUCAAAGUUCAAAUCAUGCGAGAUGAAAGGGUUUCCCUUACCACAAAUAAAUGGCGAACUUGGUACAACUAAGGAUAUUGAGAGUAUAUUGAUUCCUUCCCGCACCGAGAAAACUCUCCUGCGUCAAAUCACUGAGAAGAAAGAAGAUGAUAAGCAUUGCGUCGUUGUCCAAAGUUGGAUGGAUCGUCUUGGUGAUGGAUUUACCAUAUUCUUUGAGAAUAUGUUCAAAGAAGAUGUAGAUGCCAAGGUUAGAGAAGUACCUGCGAAUGUGGCGGUCGAAGAUGUUGACCCCAUUGAACCACCGGUGAACGGCCAAUCUGCAUCAUUGGUAGAUCUCAUGGACCGCAUGAAGAAAGAAAUGGAUGAGCGUAUGACGAAAAUGGAGGAAACGUUUGAUGGGUUGGUUGAUAAGGUUGAUGGGUUGAGUGACAAGGUUGAUGGGUUGGUGGAAAGGAUUGCCCCGUUGGAAGCUUAUGUGAAUGAGCAAUCGGCAUAUAUGAGGACGUAUGAGGAAGGCAAUGAUGGGAGAGAGAAAGCACAUGAGAAGGAAGGUGAUGAUGGUGGAGAGAAAGCACAGGAGAAGGCUGAGAAGGAAAGGAAGAAGGCAGAAAAGGCUGAGGAGGAAAAGAACUAA
Messenger RNA from Microthlaspi erraticum, 1740 nucleotides. Lineage: Eukaryota; Viridiplantae; Streptophyta; Magnoliopsida; Brassicales; Brassicaceae. The record is from the annotation of a GenBank genome assembly.